GAAGUUUGCCGCACAACUGACAUCUCAAUAGGUCUUUUUAGGCGAAUUGGUGAUAAACAAAAACAAGGAGUUUCUCUCGUGAUUUCCUGGGUUUCCUGGCCAGCCAUGGAGGAAGGCGCCGGAGUGACGGAUUCCCCGAAGAAGGGACCCACGCUGUCUACAUCAACAUCCAGCUUUGAGGCUCUGGACCCACACGAUCCAAAUCUCUCCCGUCUGGCGACAAAGAUGUUCCAGAAGACCGGAGACUUUAUCUCGAGCGAGCUGACAGGGCCCCUCGAGGACUAUAGACUGCUGGAAAACAUGAACCGUGCCACCAUCUCCAAGUAUUCAGACAUGCAGCAAAUCACGGAGAACUUGGCAGCUUCAACAACAGAAAUGAAUGUGAAGCUCGAGGAACUGACGCCUUAUUUGCAACAAAUCGAUGAGAUUGACGCUACAGUCUCGAAAUUGGAAGUGGCAGCCUACAAACUGGACGCUUAUACGCAACAAUUGGAAGCGAAAUUUAAGAGUUUGACACAGAAGAAAUAGCCAAAAGAUGAUUUAUUUAGAAAUUUAGCAUAUUAAAUACAUUCUUUGCAUUCCCAUUUAAUCAUCCAAGCAGUAAUUUGAAUACAAUUGCUAUUAUAUUGAGAAAUAUGA
Molecule: messenger RNA, 639 nt
Organism: Phlebotomus argentipes
Lineage: Eukaryota; Metazoa; Arthropoda; Insecta; Diptera; Psychodidae
Gene: Blos2
Product: biogenesis of lysosome-related organelles complex 1 subunit 2
Exons: 2
Coding region: 106-528 (140 amino acids)
Biological process (GO): endosomal transport; lysosome localization
Cellular component (GO): gamma-tubulin complex; BORC complex; BLOC-1 complex
Molecular function (GO): gamma-tubulin binding
Source: RefSeq, a predicted model, not a curated record